Messenger RNA from Episyrphus balteatus (marmalade hoverfly), 2368 nucleotides. Its product is annotated as solute carrier family 52, riboflavin transporter, member 3-A. NCBI's taxonomy places the organism in Eukaryota, Metazoa, Arthropoda, Insecta, Diptera, Syrphidae. The record is from RefSeq and is a predicted model, not a curated record. The transcript has 4 exons. Gene Ontology annotation, molecular function: riboflavin transmembrane transporter activity. Gene Ontology annotation, biological process: riboflavin transport. Gene Ontology annotation, cellular component: plasma membrane. Bases 501 to 1958 code for a protein of 485 amino acids.
CUCUCGAGCUGUCAAAAUAAAAAAAUGUAGAAAUUCAAAAUAGAAAGAAAUUUGUGGUCGUCGUGUUUUCUUAUCUCUCGUCUCGUAGACUCGUAGUGAAAUUCCGAAUCUCAUUGAUCAAAAUCAAAUCUCCUUCUCCACUUUAAUUAAUUACUUACAAUUUAUUUAUAAUCAAUUUAUACAAAUUACUUGAUUGUUUUUUUGUGAAUUUAUUUUGUAUCUUUCGACCAUAUUUUUUAAGCAAAUUUACUUCAUGUCGAUAUGCACAUUACGUAAAGAAUUGCAAUUUAAUUGAAAUUUAAGUUCGAUUUAUGCGUACCUACAAUUUUCAUUCAUUCGAAACAACAAAAUAACAUAAAUUUUCUCUUGGUUAUCAGUAAAAAAAAAGAUAAUCUUCGACUAUUGUUGAUAACUUGAUCUUAUCAACAAAAUACAAAAACACUAUCUUGUAGUAAUAAAUAAAAAGCUCAACAUUGGAAAGCCGAUAUAGAAACGCAAAAAUGAAACUAAAUGAUGGUAGAGAGCAAGAAAUUGGUCAAGAUGAAACAGUCUACGUAACACCGCACAAUCGAACGUACUCGUCCGAAGCGGAAUACAGAAUAAGACCUUCUGACAACGACAGACCAAACGAAAAUAGUUCCCUCCUCUAUCCAAAUAUGCGCGAAAAACUAUGGAAAUAUCGAGACAUCAUCAAGAAUCGCAGCCUUAUUGUCGACUUACUAGCUAUAUUCUUUGGCAUUGGUACAUGGAUUUGUGUCAAUGGAACAUUCCUUCAACUUCCGCUACUGGUUAAAACAGCACCCGAAUCAUGGGGUCUUCCGUCAUAUCUCAGCGUUGUUGUACAAAUUGGAAAUCUUGGACCAUUAAUUUACACUCUUCUUCAAAAGAUCUCAAGAGACAAAAUAAACGAAUCGAUUGUUAUCUACAUUCUCCUGGCAACUGGAACUCUUUCAACAAUUUUAGCAGCAUUUUUCUAUGAUCGAACUGCAGUUAUAGGAGGCACAGAAUACAGCGUGGCGUUAUAUAUAUUCACAUUCUGUUUUGCUGUGACAGCUUGUACAAGCUCGGUGCUAUUCAUGCCCUAUAUGGGACGGUUCAAGGAGAUUUAUCUUAUCACUUAUCUCUUUGGCGAAGGACUAAGUGGACUGUUGCCAAGUGUGGUGGCUUUGAUUCAAGGAGUUGGUGGUAGCACUCAAUGCAUUCUCAACCAGACUGAAGCUGGACCAAUUUGGGUGAAAUAUACUCCCCCACCACUAUUUGGAACUAGGGAUUUCUUCAUAAUAUGUUUUGCAUUAAUGCUAUGCAGUUGUAUUGGGUUUUUAUUGUUAGAUCGUCUAAGAAUUGCUAAAAAACAGUACGCCAAUGUGACUGUAACUACUGGCAAUACUUAUACUUAUGAGAAAGAUGAUACAAAUGCCGGGGCCAUCGAAGAGCUAUCGCAGAUUUCACCGUUCCAAUAUAACUUACUUUUGUUGCUCAUGGGACUGAUUGGCUUUUUCGCUAAUGGCAUGUUCAACAGCAUUCAAUCAUAUUCCACGAUGCCUUAUGGAAACCAAGCAUACCAUUUGACAGCCACUCUAAGUGCAAUAGCUAAUCCUGUGGCAUGCUUUUUGGCUGUCUUUCUGCCUCACACGAGUUUAAAAUCAAUUCUAUCCCUGACAACCAUUGGUGGCUUAUGUACAAUUUAUGUAUUUGUGACGGCUGUCAUGAGUCCAAAUCCAUUUUUGAUGGGAAGUGCCUGGGGCAGUACACUAGUUAUAAUUGUAUGGACGCUUUUGAUAGGAAUCGUUAGCUAUGUUAAGCUUUGCAUAACAUCAGUUAUGCGUGCACAAGGCGGUAAAUCUCUGGUGUGGACGGGAGCUGGUGUUCAAAUUGGUUCUGCAGUUGGAUCAGUGUUGAUCUUUGCUCUAGUCAACUACACCACUAGUUUUAAGCAAUUUGAAGAAACUUGCGGUUAACAAUUUCUCUUGAAUUGUUUAAUAACACAAGUGUGAUACUCUCUAUAUCUUGAUUUUUUUUCUAAAGAUAAAAACCAUGUUGAUGCAAUUUGUCACAAAGUGCAUAGAUACAUUAUUACAUAUAAAUGAUAAUAAAUUAAUUAAGUGGAGUAAACUCUAUCGAAUCUAAUUGUUCAAAUUUUAAAAACUGUGUUCUAUUGAUUAAAAAAAUAAUAAUAUUGUACUUAAUUAAAAAAAAAAACUUUUUUGAUAAAUAACAAGUAGCAGAAAAAAAAAAACAAAGAUAAAAUGUAUUAAAUGUUAUAUUUUUAAAUGUUAAAGACGUUCAUAUAUUAUAUAACAUUAUUUUCCUAAGAAAUUGAAACAAAUUUACAAAUGUAAAUAUACAUAGAAUCAUUCAUAAAUGACCA